GACAUUUUUAAUUUUUUACAGUCAAAAAUCUGAAAAGUGUGGCAUGCCUUUGCAUUCAACCCCUCUGAGUAGAAGCAGCUUUUUGUGUCAAAAGAUAAAAAUUUCCAAAAGAGGAAAAUGUUUCACCUGAAAAUAAUAAAUUUUAAUGAUUUUUUUUUUCUACAAAAUUUCUGUUUUGUUUUUUUCCUGCAAAUGUUCAACUUUUCAAGCUCCAACGUUACACAAAAAUACUGUAAAAUUUCUGAGAUGAAUCUGAACAUUUCUGCGCUGUUUUGGCAGAAAUUUACUCCAUUUUUAUUUCUUCUGUCCAACAUGUCCCUAAUAGGCCGUCGUACUUUCCUGACGUCAUGAAAUCCCAGCAGUUUGCAGGUUUCUAGUUGUGGGAAAAGUUGAACCAGCAUGAAACCGGUGCAGUCUAAUUUAGACUCCAUCCUCCAGACCACAACAGGUGCCUCCACCUGUCUCCCCCCUUCCGCGGCGCGCUGGCCGUGACCCAGAAAGCAGCCGUCAUUCUGCAGAAAUGGUAUGCAGCCCGCUCGGUUCGGUCACCGGAUCGGCGGCAGCUGCUGAGCCCCGUCCCCCCCGGGGCUAUUUUCACCCGCCGGAUAAAGUGCCGCAGCUCGGCGGGAUUCGGCGCAGAGUAGCGGCACGAUGAAGUCCCGCACAGACGACUGCGCCUCCGAGCUGGACACCGACACGGACAGCUCCGAUGGGAAGUCCACGGGCGGCUGCAGUCCGCCCCGGGAGUCCGGGGAGAGACUGGAGGCGGAGGGCGGCUGCCCGGGCGCGGCGCGCCGGCGGCGGCGGCGCAGGAGCGGCGUGGGCAGCGGCAGAGACGCGCGGCUGUCCGGCGUCAGCAAACAGCGGCAGGCGGCGAACGCGCGGGAGCGGGACAGGACGCACAGCGUGAACACGGCCUUCACCGCGCUGCGGACGCUCAUCCCCACCGAGCCCGCGGACCGGAAGCUGUCCAAGAUAGAGACGCUGCGCCUGGCCUCCAGCUACAUCUCCCACCUGGCCAACGUGCUGCUGCUGGGGGAGGACUGCCGGGACGAGCAGCCCUGCCUCCGGUACCAGGACCUGAUCCUGCACGGCCCCGCGCCGCUCAGCGGCCCCUCCCUGCGGCCCAUCUGCACCUUCUGCCUCAGCAACCAGAGGAAACAGCUCAGAGAUGGAGGGAAACACUCCUCUUCAGUGUGAAACGAAGCGGCUCUGGACAAACCCUGAGUCCAUCUGAUGUUUACAGUCUAAACUUUGUAAAUACAUAUUUAUUUUUUUAACAUACUACAGGACAAAAAUGACUUUUUUGAGCGCUUUCUGUCCAGCGUGGUGAGCUGCUGAACCUCAGUGUUUUGACUGAGACGUAACCUGAGCCCGUGAGCGCAGCUGCACCUGACCUGGGGCUAUUUUGGUCCCCACCGAUAGUACAAACUACCCCAUGACCCACCACCACCAAGUGUACCUCCUAAAAACAAGCUGGUCACCUUCAGUGCAGUAGUUGCUGUCAGUUUACUGGUUUCUGCCUUCUGCAGUAAGAAGGCUGUCCAUUACUACUGCCUCUAGUGGUGGACGUCAGUAACUGCAACACUUACAGAACCAGGUAGUGAACUUUAGUCCCCAACAACCAUUGGCUGAAGUUCUCAACAUACUUGAUAAAGCAUUGGACACACUGAUAUUCUACCAAUCAACAAGCUACAAAACCACCAAUUGUAGGAGAAAAUCAAUUGGUUACCUAAAGAGACGGGUUGGUUGGCCUGUUGUGCCUUGCAGGAAGAAGGUUCUGGGUCUUCCUUGUGCCUGAGUGAGUUAUCUACAGGUUCACUGAACAAAAACAUGGCUGCUAGCUUUAAUUGUUGCUCUAAACAAGCAGAGUGUCCAACUGUAGUUCUCCACAGCUACUAUCCAACUUCUCCAACACACCUAUUUCCAAUGAUUGGCUUGUUACUAUUUGGUAUCUGUUUUGCAUUACUGCCAUCUACUGGUAUGGAGUGUCAUUACCAGGUCUUCUUCCUCUUGUGGCAUUUAGUUGGCAAUUCUAAUAUCUACACCAAAUAAUUAAAAAAUGUUAAUUAAAUCCUUCCAACUAAGCCUCUACACAAAACACAAACCUUUCCCUAUAUUUCUAACAAUGUAGAAUAAUGUAUUCGACUGCCUCUUCCCGAUCAAAAACUCAUAAUUUCUUAUUUUUCUCUAUUCAAUAGAGAAAAAUAAGCUGUUCAGUUCAGUGUGUCCAAAACUGAGUUGAUUUUAUUGUAGAUGGAAAGAAGAACCUUCAGUUAUGCCUGCUGAAAAUAAUUCGACUGGGAAGCAAUGUAAUUAAAAAAUUACAUUGUGCUAACAGAAUGAAUGUAUUCAUGUGAAAAAAUGAAUGUGUUCAUGUGAAAGCAAUGGAAGUGAAAAGUUUACACAAAUUAGUCUAUUCUUAACCAAAACGUCAAUGUAGCUAGCUAGUUAGCUACACUGAAGCUAGUGAGUUUUCAAUAUGGCUAGCUAGUUAGCAACACUGAAGCUAGCUACUUUUCACUGCGAUUAGACAGCAGGCAAUGCUGAAGCUAACUAAUUUUUGAGAGGCUAGUUAGCUUUCAUUAUAUCAAACUGGCUGCACUGAAGCUAGCUAGCUUUCAUUAUAUCAAACUGGCUGCACUGAAGCUAGCUAGCUUUCAUUAUAUCAAACUGGCUGCACUGAAGCUAGCUAGCUUUCAUUAUAUCAAACUGGCUGCACUGAAGCUAGCUAGCUUACUAGAUGCAGUGGUAGAUUAAUUGUACAUUUGACUUGUAUGUAAAAGUCAUAUUUUCUGGUUGCAAGUUGGAGAGAUUAAGUAAAAUAUUUUCCAAAGUUGGACAACUAUGAGAGAGAACAUGUUCAAUAUCCAACAUGGCUCCCUCUAGCUAGCAAACAUCUAUUAUUUAAGAAAAGGCAGGUUUAUAACUUUGAUUCUGACUUAUCAGAAACUCAGAUGUUUAUAAAUGUGACAUUUCUAUCGUGGGGAUUUUCUUAACCUGCUUCAAAUAUUUUUAUGAUUAGUCGUAACUUGAUUUUACUGCACACUGUUCAGACAUAUUAACCUAAAGUGUUGAAAAGUUUACUACUGCAAUGCUGCACAGUCACUUUAACAGCACAUGAUGAGCCUUUUGCACUUUCAUGGAGAAUUUAAAAAUGUGAUAUUAAACUCAUGUGGAUCCCUUUGAUAUUUAUAAUACAGCACUAAACUAUUACUGGGAAAUUUUGCUCUCUACCUCAGAUCUGUGUUUUAAAUACGAAGGCCUACCUCUGAUCAAAAUUAGUAACAGGACUGUAACAAAUACUUGAAUGUCAGACACGUCUGUCCUUUGCACAUUGAAUGAAACUGCUUGAAGAAAAAUGUAUUUUUGUACGAAAAAAUAAACUUUAUCAACCUGUCUUUGUACAUUUCUUUCCAAUAGUAAUCUGAAGAUUUUUUGACUAACCGAUCACUAAUCAAUUAGAAAAGUGUUAUCAAUACCACGAUUUUUAAUGUACACUGAUGUUUUACUCAAACACAUCAGGUUUUAUAUUUUAGUAAAACUAUAUAUAGUUUAAAAUAUUUAUUAUAUGCACUUAUUCAUAAAAGAUUUAUUAAAGUGGCAAAGCAAAUUAAGUAAGUGGGAGGAGCCUGUUAGUGGUGGGCGGGGCCUGAUCAGACCAAUCAGAACUGGUUAUAAAUAGCCUGCGGAAACCUUUGUACUUUUAUGAACUUCACAACGUUUGAUAUAUUGCGGUAAAAUACAACAAAAACAGCAAAUAGCGUUUCAAUAAUCUUUAUUUCAUAAAAAAGUCAAAUUGGUUUAUAUCAGAUUAAAGAAAGUAUAAACUGACGAUAAUCAGGUAGCUGGCGAGGCAUUUUACAGGGCGGUUGGGGCGUUUCCUCAGACGCACUGAGCAGAAACAGGGAAAAAAGUGGAAAUAAAAAUAAACUGAGUUUGCCAAAAGAAAAAAAAAAAAAGUAAAAUAAA
Molecule: messenger RNA, 3972 nt
Organism: Xiphophorus hellerii (green swordtail)
Lineage: Eukaryota; Metazoa; Chordata; Actinopteri; Cyprinodontiformes; Poeciliidae
Product: transcription factor 15
Exons: 2
Coding region: 652-1200 (182 amino acids)
Biological process (GO): developmental process; regulation of transcription by RNA polymerase II
Molecular function (GO): DNA-binding transcription factor activity, RNA polymerase II-specific; RNA polymerase II transcription regulatory region sequence-specific DNA binding; protein dimerization activity
Source: RefSeq, a predicted model, not a curated record